This is a messenger RNA of Acanthoscelides obtectus, 294 nucleotides long. The record is from the annotation of a GenBank genome assembly. NCBI's taxonomy places the organism in Eukaryota, Metazoa, Arthropoda, Insecta, Coleoptera, Chrysomelidae.
AUGUCCAAAGGCUUUAUUUGGUUCUUAGGUGUGAUUUACAGGUCCAGAAUCUUACUACUGGAUCACUCAGUACCUAAAGGUAAAGCAGGUAAAACAAAAAUCAACAGCGAGCUUGCUGUUUGUAUUUUUUCUUUGCAGUCAUGGUUUCAAAUGCCUUUCACCAACUCUCCGUCCAUGCUGGCACCCCCACAUUAUUCUUAUGUCAUUUUGUUAGAUUACAAGACCUUAAAGAAGCAAAGCAUAACUAAGAAGCCUGUCUUUCAACUUUUUAAUAGAGCUGUUGAGCUGACCUAA